Messenger RNA from Perca flavescens (yellow perch), 2965 nucleotides. RefSeq names its product spermatid perinuclear RNA binding protein (gene strbp). Gene Ontology annotation, molecular function: single-stranded RNA binding; double-stranded RNA binding. The record is from RefSeq and is a predicted model, not a curated record. The transcript has 20 exons. Gene Ontology annotation, cellular component: precatalytic spliceosome. Bases 473 to 2539 code for a protein of 688 amino acids. NCBI's taxonomy places the organism in Eukaryota, Metazoa, Chordata, Actinopteri, Perciformes, Percidae.
GAGAAACCAGCAGGCGGCUCCGGGCUCGCGCUCGCUUCCCCGGUUGUCAAGGCAGUCUGACUUCUCCUCGUUGCGGCUGGACGGUGACAGCUCAGCUCGGCCCUCUCAUUUCUCGGAUUGUGCUCAAAUUUUUGCCUCUUUGGAAUUCUAUAUUUUGGCAGAAGUGACGGACUAUCCUCAGCUUGCUAACACAGUACUAAACCCUGCCUGCUCUGACACUGUGACUCCAGACAGACACACUGGCUGACAGAAGCUGAAAGAGAAGGCAGAUAAACAGAUUGGAGGACAGAGGGAGAAGUACAACCUCUCAUAGAGUGGUGGCCAGAGUGACAGAGGAGCACAUGAGGAGCGGAAACGGCGUGACAGCAACAUCCUGACCGGUAACCCUUCUUCUGCACCCCACCACGCACCCAGAAACUCCAGAAGCGGGGCGUCACAAGGAAGGAAACGUGCGACCACUCCUCCUGCAGGCAUGAGGUCCUUCCGUUCCUUUAGUAACGAUGACCGCCACGUCAUGGCGAAACACUCCACCAUCUACCCCUCCUCUCAAGAGCUGGAAGCCGUUCAGAAGUUGGUGUCCACUGUCGAGUGCGCCCUCAAACACGUCUCUGAUUGGCUGGAUCAGAGCAGCAGCGACGUCCACAGCCAAGUCGACAGCCAACCAGCAGACAGCACAGAGGAGGACGAUCCUGGUGAUGAGCCCAGCAGUGAAACUGAGGAUUCCAGUGACAGCUACAGAGAGCCAAGCAGUGGUAGCGUGCUGUGUGGAGUGAUGCGGAUCGGCCACGUGUCCAAAGGCCUCCUGAUCAAAGGCGACAUGGACCUGGAGCUGGUGCUGAUGUGCAGAGACAAACCCACACAGACACUGCUGGACACUGUCUGUCACAAUUUACCCACACAGAUAGAGAAGCUGACAGAAGAGAAAUAUGAGGUCAUAAGCUCCUUGCCCGAGGCAGCCAUCUUGGUACGAACUACAACAGAGCCCAAACUCACACUGACGAUUACCCUAACCUCACCGGCCAUGAGGGAAGAUGAGGAGGAAGAGGAGGAGGAAGAGGAGGACAUGAAGGAAGAGGGGGAGGUGCUGGAUAGACACAGAUGUCUGUUGGCCCUGGCAGCGCUGCGACACGCCAAGUGGUUCCAGGCUCGAGUGAACGGGCUCAAGUCCUGCGUUAUCGUUCUCAGGAUACUUAGAGACAUGUGCAAUAGACACCCUAUCUGGGAACCUCUCAAGGGAUGGCCCUUAGAGCUUAUCUGCGAGAAGGCAAUUGCCACCUGUAACAGACCUCUUGGGGCGGGAGAAGCUCUGCGUCGGGUCAUGGAGUGUCUGGCCUCAGGCAUACUACUACCAGGUGGUCCAGGUUUACACGACCCAUGUGAGAAAGAGCCAACAAACACACUAGCCAACAUGACCAACCAGCAGGCUGAGGCCAUUACCUACCGUGCACAGCAUGCUCUCAGACUCAUGGCAUUUGGAAAAAUUUACAAGGUGUUGGAGAUGGAGCCUCUUCCCUCAAAUAAACCAUUGCAGAAAUACCCUUGGUCUGAUAAAGAAGGCUUAGGUCUGAAGAGGCCAUAUGAGGAUGGAGCGAUGGAUGACAAGGACGUCAUCAAGAAGAUGAAGAGGAAUCUGAGAAAAGUCCUAGACAGUAAAGCCAUAGACUCCAACCAGCCAAUGAACGCCCUGAUGCGGUUGAACCAGAUCCGGCCGGGGCUGCAGUAUCGCCUGCUGUCCCAGUCGGGCCCGGUUCACGCUCCGGUCUUCACCAUGUCUGUGGAUCUGGAUGGAACUAUUUACGAAGCAUCUGGAUCCUCCAAGAAGACCGCCAAGCUCCACGUCGCCGUCAAGGUUCUCCAGGCAAUGGGCUACCCAACAGGUUUUGACUCAGACCUGGACCCCAUGAGUUCAGAUGAGAAGUCGGAUGGUGAGGGGAAGAGCGAGACGUCGUCACACACUAGCAAUAACCCACCACACUCCACGGACAGUUCCAACACACUGGAGGUGCGAACUCAGGGUCCCAUACUGACUGCGAGUGGGAAGAACCCCGUCAUGGAGCUAAACGAAAAGAGACGAGGCCUCAAAUACGAACUCAUCUCUGAAAGCGGAGGCAGCCACGACAAACGCUUUGUUAUGGAGGUGGAGGUCGAUGGGCAGAAGUUUCGUGGGGCAGGCCCCAACAAAAAAGUAGCAAAGGCCAGUGCUGCUCUGGAAGCUCUGGAAAAGCUCUUCUCUGGUCCCAACGCCGCUGCAAACAAGAAAAAGAAGAUAUUGCCCCAGACUAAAGGAGCCCUGGCCGCGGCAGCAGCAGCCUCAGCAGUAGCAGCUCAGGUAGCCAGAGGAAGAGGAAGAGCAGCCCUCGCGAGAGGAGCCUUUGUCAGUGCAGCCGCACCUGGAUAUGUCACGCCAGGCUUUGGGACACCGUAUGGCUACAGCCCUGCUGCAGCAGCUGCUCCUGCAUACGGUUUGCCCAAGAGAAUGCUUCUGUUGCCUGUCAUGAAAGUGCCCGCCUACCCCAUCCCCCACUACCACUUCUUUUAGCACAGGAGACACACACACCAAACUCUUUUUCGUACAUACCAAACGCUUUUUUCAAACCGUGACAAAUUCACUUUUUUUAGAAGGGAAACUUUUUUCUUAUAAUAUAAAUGAUGGGGAGAGGAUUAAGGACUUGAGAUGAAGAUUUGUAAAAGCGAUUUUGUUUUUGCUUUUUGUUUUCUUACUGUUUCCAGAAACUUUUAUGAAUAUGAAACAUAUACUGCAGGUUUAAGUUCUUAAGAGAUAAACAAAAACUUGAAGGAUUUGUACUGUGAAUUGUGACCUCAUUCUUUGAGUCUAAAUUAUAUAUAUAUAUAUAUCAGCCUUUUGUUAUUGUGUUUAUGCUUUGCCAGGAAAGGGAUAGCCUUUGCCAUAUGAAUCACACAACACACACAUUCUCUGUAAAAAGAAAAUAAUAAUGAGCUGUGU